Molecule: messenger RNA, 1905 nt
Organism: Lachancea mirantina
Lineage: Eukaryota; Fungi; Ascomycota; Saccharomycetes; Saccharomycetales; Saccharomycetaceae
Source: the annotation of a GenBank genome assembly
AUGGAAGCGCGUAAAAAUGAGCCAAAGCGGCUCUAUAAUGACUCAAUUACAGGAGCAUAUGGUCGACUGUUGUCAGAGGCUAGUGACCACGAGAUAAGCAGGCAAACAGGGGGGGAAACCUUCACAACUGUUCCGGGUGAAAAUCAGAAUGCAGAAGACCGCGAAUAUGCGCACUUUCGUGGGUCGAUUAGCCGUGCAUGGGAUACAGACAGCGAAAACGACAAGGAUUAUGACGACGACGAUGACUUCGAAGACGGCGACUACGAAGAAGAUGGGAAAUACAGUGGUGAUACUGAUUACACAGAAGAAGCGGACCAAAGCUUUUUCGAAGACGACGGUGACGCAGAAGAUGACGACUUUUUGCGAGAGGACAACAGAGACGCGGCCGGAGAAGAAGAAUUGUGGGACGGCAAAGUCAAGUUCAAUAACAAUCGUAUUGGCAUAAUAGCGUUUUUACUGGUGGCGGUUGUUGUAAUUUUGGCUACAGUGGCUCCUGCACCGACCGUAUCCGAAUCUGUGCCUGCGGGCGGACAAGAUAGUGUAGCACAGCUGCGUUUGCAGGUCAAUCGUAUGUACCGAGAGCUACAAGAAGAACGAAAGCGAGUACAGAACGAGCUGGAUCAUGCAAUUCAGGUAGUUGUUUCGCAAGUGGAAAAAAACGUUAAAAAAUUGGCGUCUCGCGACUCGGAAGUGGCCCAUGAUCGGCCCGUUGUGUGGAGCCUGAACCUAAAAAAUAUCACCGAGUGGCAGGAGACUCUGAUCGAGGGCUUGGCCAAAGUUUUACCCAAACACAUUCCUGUAUUGAUUGAUAAUACAACGGAGGGCGUUAUUGUUGUGCCAGAGAUGCACACCUACUUAGAAAGCGCCAUUCCAAAGAUAAUCGAAGGCGCUGGUCGCUUCGCUGACGCGGUGAUAAGGCCCUUGGAGCUGGACACUACCCGCUACGUGCGUCAGGUUCUACAGGAUGAGCUGCAAUACGUUGACAAGACGCUAUUUUUGCAAGAAUUGAACACGGGUCUGCACAGAAGUCAGCGCGAGAUACUAGAAGAGGUCGAAUCUGAAUUGAAUCGGCAACUGGAUUUAAGAAUGGCAGGCGCCGUACCGCCUGCUCCACAACAGUACUCACAAGCUGUACAGCGCCGGUUUUUCCAACGCAUUUACAACUCUAACGUGCAUCAAUGGCAAGACGACCUAGAUUUUGGCACGGCGAGUACUGGAACCCGGCUGCUCAACCAUCGAUGCUCUGCGACAUUCAAAGGCACGCGCAAUGCUGCCGCGAAUGGAGUGACACCGUUCGAUUUGCUGGCGGACUCCUACGAGCAUAGUUCCACCUAUUGGCUUUGCCGCGACGUGGGCCGAUGUUCAUGGGCUGUAAGAUUCGCGCAACCGCUUUUCUUGACCAAGUUGUCAUAUAUCCAUGGCAGAUUCACCAACAACGUGCACUUCAUGCAGGCGGCACCCAAAAAGUUUUCAAUUUAUGUCGAGGUGCAGUCCCCUGCGACUGCUACUUUUGUGAAAGCGGUAGAAGAAGCAAAUCCCGAGGGUAUGGGUACCGUCCAACCUGUGUGGGAGCGAGACGGGUCGUUCUUGUUUUUAGGCUCGUACGAGUACGACGUUUCGAGUAGUGAAGUCCGUCAGCAUUUCCCGCUACCGGCGUGGUUCGUGCGACUCAAGCCUCGCGUGAAAAGCAUAGCCUUUGAGGCAGGUUCCAAUUACGGUUCCAAGCAUUACAUAGCGCUUCGGAAAUUCAUUAUUAACGGAGUGACAGACGCGGAUUUGAGCACUGAUUUCGAUCUGCACGCCGCUGCUCUACCUAAUUACGCGGGAUCCGAGAGGCAACAAGUGCUGCUGAGCGGCCUACAGAAGCCCGUCCCAGCUUUAGGCGAAGACGAAUUUGACAAUUGA